This is a messenger RNA of Limulus polyphemus (Atlantic horseshoe crab), 2049 nucleotides long. RefSeq lists its product as uncharacterized. Lineage: Eukaryota; Metazoa; Arthropoda; Merostomata; Xiphosura; Limulidae. The transcript has 17 exons. The record is from RefSeq and is a predicted model, not a curated record. The coding region runs from base 199 to 1857 and encodes 552 amino acids.
AGGAAACAAAGAGCAGUGGUAACGCCCACUCAAAGUCAUGAGGAGGUAGGCGUCGCCACAGGUGAAGAUAAUUGGUGAUGAUCAUUAGUAGGUGGAAGGACAAGGAGCAGUUAACACUAACAGUGGUUUUACUUCUUGAAGCUAAGGUCAGAAAGUUAUUUCGAUUCCACUUAUCCGAGCACAAGAACGUAACUCAACAUGGGCCGAUUUUGUAAGAUUGUGGUCGCUGUCGUCUUACUGGCUUUGUACAGACAAGUCGAAGGACUUUGUGAGGAAGAUCCAAACGAUCCCACCAAACUCCCUUUUCCUAACAUCUUCGACCUGUCAGUCAGUCACUUGGGAUAUCAGAUGAGUGUAGAGGCCAAUGUUGUAGACGAGCAAACAAGUUAUUUUGCUGAAGAACGGUACGACAUCUUUAAUAGCAGAGGCAAGACAGAAGUCUUAGGGGGAGGGAAGAGAAGGUUAAUUAUAUACUACAAAGAAACCGACGAAUAUUUCAGUAUUUCUGAGGGUCUCUGUAAUGUGAGCUCGCUGUCAUCUGUAAAGAACCCUUUUGACAAGCUGUGGAUGGACAGAGAAGAUGACCGUGUGAUUCUCGGUCCUUCAGCCAUGUUUCGACAUGCAUAUCUCGAUUCACUGAAAGGUGAUGUGGAUUAUAUGGGAAAAGAAAAUCUUUAUGGUGUAAGAGACAUGAUCGCCGAUAGAUGGAGACAGUGUCCUAAUUCAAAUACUCAAGUAGACUUCUAUUUUCUAGACCCUAAAUGGAACAACCAUCUGAACGACAAGAAUCUUCCGAUACCACUUCGAGUGACUCUUCAAACUGAAAAAGGUGGAAAAAUAUCCACAAUACAAUUUGAAUUUCUAAAGUUUAUCCCGUUUGUUGAAAACCUGGAUGAAACAUUUCUGAUUCCGACUGGUUUCGGUUGCCAGAGAUUGGCGAAGGAUUUAAAACAGCCUGUUGACUUGUCGAACAAGGACCUGUUGAUUCAAGGGGAACUUCUCUACACCAUGUUAAACCACACAAAUACGCCUUACAGCUACGCUACGACGUUUUUUGUGGCGUACGACCAGAAGUCUGGCCAUCUAGCUCAUUUCUACAACCGAUGGGAAAAGAACACCUCAUCUGAUCCAGUUCCUGUACAAUCAAGUCUUAUCGACGUGUAUGGCUACAAAGACAAAGUGUUAUAUACAAUCAACCAGGACUACGGUAACUGUUCCAUGACAAGGACCACCACAUAUGUACCAAAAGUCUACAUGCCCUUUGGGAAAGAGCUUGUUUUGACUAGUCCAGAAUUUUUGGGCAGCAACGAGGGAUUUCAUUAUUUUGGAGAGAGUGAAGAACGUAACAUUCCUGUGUCAGUGUUUGAAAAAAAGGUGGAGGGUUUUUCACUCGGACCUGGUACGAAGUAUCCUUACGCCGUAAUCACACGUUAUUACACUAACGAUGAAGUUUGGUACGACAGCAACACCAGAGAGCAGCAAGUACCAAUUCGAGUUACUGUUCGGGUUUACAGCGACGGGAAUAUUCCACGGCCGUCCGAAGUAGUAACUUUCAAUGUUGCUGACUUUUCCACCGAGUUACAUAGCCCGGAGAAAGUAUUUGACGUUUCCAGCUGUUUUAUGGACUCAUCAAUGUCCAAGUGGUUCCAAAUUACUUUUCCAAUGGAAGCCUACGGAAUCCUGGUGUCAAUGGAAUUCCCAGGUAAAAUCAAAGACAAAUUUCUGAAAACAACGAGAACGCUCACUGGCAUCUCCUCGUUACGAAUUCCAAAGGUUCUGGUUGAUUUUGAUAAAGACCAGAUGUACGUUUCGGCGUUGCUGUUGGAGAGACCUCCUUAUUUUACGACUUCAACGUGAAUGAAAACAAACGUCUCAAAGCUCCCACUUCAACACUUGGAGUGACCACGCCUCAGGACUGUGCCAAGAGUUGUCUAGAAAGCAUUGAAAUUUGUUGGGGAUUCGCCUACUGUGGAGCCACCUGCUAUCUCACUUCUAAAUCGUAUUCCGAUGGCGAUGUGAUUGAAGACAAGGACUGCAAUGUGUAUAAAA